This is a messenger RNA of Pongo pygmaeus (Bornean orangutan), 5285 nucleotides long. It is a transcript of the gene TMEM108, whose product is annotated as transmembrane protein 108. Gene Ontology annotation, biological process: postsynaptic density organization; retrograde axonal transport; dendrite extension. The transcript has 7 exons. The coding region runs from base 3332 to 5059 and encodes 575 amino acids. The record is from RefSeq and is a predicted model, not a curated record. Lineage: Eukaryota; Metazoa; Chordata; Mammalia; Primates; Hominidae. Gene Ontology annotation, cellular component: axon; early endosome; postsynaptic density.
GAAGCUAUUUAUGGUCAGAGAGAUAAAAAGGUAAUUAGCAAUUAUAAAGCAGUCUAUGGGGGUUCUAAUAAUAAUACAACAAUGGGUGGAUUUCUGGGACUUGGCAAAAUGGUGGAUGGCUUAUAUCUAUCUUUUUCUUUCUUUUCAAAUAUACCUAAAUCUCUUGCUGAGCAAUUUCUGGACUAAGGGGUAGGAAACCUGGUUUGAGCUAACUCAUAUCAGGUUACUAAUAUAUCCAUUUCCCAAGACAGGAAAACCAGGUUAUAUAUAUGAGGCAAGUAGACUGAAAAACAGAGAAUGAACGACAGCCUGGAUUUUUUUUUUCAAAUUCAUAUCCUCAAGCAAGAGUCUUUGUUUCUUGUUGCUUCUUUCUGUAAUAAUGACACCCACAAAGAGAAAAAUAAAUGCUUUUUUCCUAGUUAAAAAUUUACAUUACUCAGUUAAGUAGCAGUGAAAACUGUCCUUGUUUUACUCAAUAGAUAAAGCAAGUUUACAAGGUGAGAAAAAUUUCUCCCCCAUUUGAAUGCUGUGAAAUAUAUUUUUAAAAGUGUCACAGAAGGAGGGAAGCUAGUUUGCAGGCUCACACAUUGGGCUUCCAUAUUUCUGGUGUCACAAAUAAAGUCACUUUUGAGUAAGAUGGCUGGUGUUGGUAGAAUGUUCUGAGAGGAUCUCACUAAUUUAGUUAAAAUCUAAGUAGGUCAUAUUCCACUACAUUGAAUAUCACGCCAUAAAAAAGCUUGUACAAUAGUUUUCCAAGGUGCAGGCACUAAUCCCUUUUAAAAAGUAACAGAAUUUGGUAAAACGCCAGUAAAGAGAAUUGGGAAUCCUUGGAAUCUUUGAAAUAGACUCACCUAGGUGAUGGGUUGCUAGGUGCAGCAAACCACUAUGGCACACGUUUACCUUUGUAACAAACCUGCACAUCCUGCACAUGUACCCCGGAACUAAAAAAUAAAAAUAAAUGCUCAAAUGGAAAUCUGUUUUAGUUAAGAAGGGCAUAAAACAAGUAAAGCUAUUACCAGAGAGUUUAUCAGUUUGGCAUGGUUAACAAAAGGCAAUACGUUCUUUUAGAAAUAUUUAGUUAAUCAAUUGAAAUUAAACCUAGUCGUGGACCUAGCUUUUCAAUUUAUUCCAUUGACUAGUCUUUGGAGUAUUUAUUACCUAUGAAUUAUUUUUGGCCUUUAAAAAUCAGUUCUCAAAAAUUAUGUGGAAACUUUCUUCUGUUUACAGAGUGUGUAUGUCAUUAGUGAUUUGUGUUGCAGAGCUUAGUUUUCCCCGUUAAAAAAUGCGUCUAUCGAUCUAGCAGCUUAUGCAGGUGUUCUCAAGCAUGGAUGGAUAUCAAAUCGCCAGUAGAACUUUUUAAACCUAUAGCUGCCCAAGCCCCACUUCUCAUCCCAAUCAGAAUCUCCAGGCACAGGGCCCCACAAUCUAUUUCCAUAAAUAUUUACCAUCCAGCCAGGCUUGAGAACCACUGGUUUAAUGACAGCAAACAAACUUUUUUUGAGGCUUUCAAAACAUUUUUCUUUGCUUAGACAUUUCUUUACUCCUGCUGUAGCCAGAACCAUUGCUGUGACAGGUUUAACAUGUUCCCAGAAACUCUGAAUUUUGUGCGAUGCCAUCUCUGAUAGGGACAAUGUGAUGAACAAUGUCUGAGAUUGCUAGGUGGGCUUCACUUCUGGGGAUGAGAAGCCAGAGAAGUUCAGGACACACUGACAAAGGUGAAGUUUUCUCUAAGCGACAGUUUGAUCACCUUGGUAGUGAGAGAGAAAUGCUGAAGCAGGGUUAUACCACCUGGUUUGAAGAGAUGAGAGAUGAAGGUUUUGGAGAAUUCAGCACUUAAGAAUCUUGAACCACGGCGGUACACUACUGGGUAAUAAGAGCUUGGCUACGCUGAACGACAAAGGUUCUAGCUGGCCAGUCCGAAAACACUGAGUCCUUAGGUCAAAUUUGAGAGAUGACAGGACCAGUGGGAGUCUUAACUUCUUGACUCUGGAAUUACUGACAGAAGAAUAUUUGGACAGUUUUUAAGAUCCCCAAGGCAUAUUAUUUUACAACCUCUUUAGCUUAUGCCUGGAUUUGUGCUGUGACCGUUAGCUUCCCGGAUGUUUUCUCCACAUGCUUCUUUCUAAACUAGCCUGUAUAGCCUACAACAGAUUGUUACGUUUUGAGAAGCAGGGACCACUUAUACCACUUCUCUGGCCAAGUGUCUGGCACCACGCCACUCAGACACACACGCCCAACCCUUUAGGAUUAACGUAGACACAGUGUUCUCUUUCAUGGCCAUUCCGUCUCCACUUCUGGUUCCACACUCCAGUCACCAAGUUGGCAUGAUUGCUGCUCCAUAGACCAAGGAUGGGUAAUGUGGGGAUUAAACACACCUUCUCUCAGCUGGUGCCCAAACUGUAAGCAUCACCGGGACACCCCAUGUAGCCACAGGAACGCUUCUCAUCAGUGGAAGAAGGACAAGAAAGGUCGUGCAAGUUUCAAAUUACGUGGAGCUGGGGCUACAGCCAUUACUUUCGGACAGGUGCAAUUCAAAGCGUGAUCCUCCGACCAAGAGCUUCGUCAUCGCCACCUGGGAGCUUAUUAGAAAUGCAGGAUCUCAGGUCCCCACAGACCUUCUGGAUCAGAAUCCGCAUUUUAACAAGAUAGUCAAGUGAUUCUUAUUUAUAUUAGAAUUUGAGAAGUCAAUUGAUCUGGUAAUUGAUCAACUGAGUGCCACGUAGUCCCCGAAAACAGAGACCCUUUGUGCCCGCCUCGCACCCGCUCUGCUAGGUAGCAACCGAACCCCCACAGACAUCGGAGCGGGCGCUGCCGAGGGCAAUUUGGUGAUUGGCUGGUCUCACCACGUGACCGGCGCUGAGCCUUCCGUGCGACUGGAUUGGCUGUCGCGGACGCUGACGGACAAGGCCGGGGCGGGCCAGAGCCCGGUCGGAGGGGCGCGCGCGGGGGCCCGAGGGGCGAAGGCGCGAGUGCGCGAGAGCGCGUGCGCGAGCGGUGGGGCUUUCUCCUGAGCCGUCGGAGGGAGCCGGAGCGCUUCUCCCGAGUUGGUGAUAGAUUGGUGGUCAUCCAACAUGCAGAAAUGAAUGAGCAGUGAAAAGCAGCAGAGCCGAUGGGUCAUGUGGAUGUAAGUGCGUUUGAAGGCUUCCACACCCUCUACUCCAGGUAGAGACGCGGUUUCACCAUGUUGGCCAGACUGGUCUCGAACUCCUGACCUCAAGCAAUCCACCUGCCUUGGCCUCCCAAAGUCCUGGGAUUACAGGCGUGAGCCACCGCGCCUGACCAUAGACAGAAUCAUGAAUAAACUGGAGGAUAAGCAGGACCAGAUGAUACCAUGAAGAGAAGUUUACAGGCCCUCUAUUGCCAACUGUUAAGUUUCCUGCUGAUCUUGGCACUGACUGAAGCGCUGGCAUUUGCCGUCCAGGAACCAUCUCCCAGGGAAUCUCUUCAGGUCCUCCCUUCAGGCACUCCCCCGGGAACCAUGGUGACAGCACCCCACAGCUCUACCAGACAUACUUCUGUGGUGAUGCUGACCCCCAAUCCCGAUGGACCCCCCUCACAGGCUGCAGCUCCCAUGGCAACACCGACACCCCGUGCAAAGGGGCACCCUCCUACGCACACCAUCUCCACCAUCACUGCGACAGUAACCGCCCCCCAUUCUGAAAGCUCCCUGUCCACAGGGUCCGCUCCAGCGGCCAUGGCAACCACAUCCUCCAAGCCAGAGGGCCACCCUCGAGGGCAGACUGCCCACACCAUCCUGCUGACGAAGCCACCGGGGGCCACCAGCCGCCCCACCACAGCGCCCCCCCGCACUACCACACGCAGGCCCCCAAGGCCCCCAGGCUCUUCCCGAAAAGGGGCUGGUAAUUCAUCACGCCCUGUCCCGCCUGCACCUGGUGGCCACUCCAGGAGUAAAGAAGGACAGCGAGGACGAAAUCCAAGCUCCACACCUCUGGGGCAGAAGCGGCCCCUGGGGAAAAUCUUUCAGAUCUACAAGGGCAACUUCACAGGGUCUGUGGAACCAGACCCCUCUACCCUCACCCCCAGGACCCCACUCUGGGGCUACUCCUCUUCACCACAGCCCCAGACAGUGGCUGCGACCACAGUGCCCAGCAAUACCUCAUGGGCACCCCCCACCACCUCCCUGGGGCCUGGAGAGGACAAGCCAGGCCUUCGCAGAGCAGCCCAGGGGGGUGGUUCUACCUUCACCAGCCAAGGAGGGACACCAGAUGCCACAGCAGCCUCAGGUGCCCCUGUUAGUCCACAACCUGCCCCAGUGCCUUCUCAGCGCCCCCACCGCGGUGACCCACAGGAUGGCCCCAGCCAUAGUGACUCUUGGCUUACUGUCACCCCUGGCACCAACAGACCUCUGUCUACCAGCUCUGGGGUCUUCACGGCCGCCACGGGGCCCACCCCAGCUGCCUUCGAUACCAGUGUCUCAGCCCCUUCCCAGGGGAUUCCUCAGGGAGCAUCCACAACCCCACAAGCUCCAACCCAUCCCUCCAGGGUCUCAGAAAGCACUAUUUCUGGAGCUAAGGAGGAGACUGUGGCCACCCUCACCAUGACCGACAGGGUGCCCAGUCCUCUCUCCACAGUGGUAUCCACAGCCACAGGCAAUUUCCUCAACCGCCUGGUCCCCGCCGGGACCUGGAAGCCUGGGACAGCAGGGAACAUCUCCCAUGUGGCCGAGGGGGACAAACCCCAGCACAGAGCCACCAUCUGCCUGAGCAAGAUGGAUAUCGUCUGGGUGAUCCUGGCCAUCAGCGUGCCCAUCUCUUCCUGCUCUGUCCUGCUGACGGUGUGCUGCAUGAAGAGGAAGAAGAAGACUGCCAACCCGGAGAACAACCUGAGCUACUGGAACAACACCAUCACCAUGGACUACUUCAACAGGCAUGCUGUGGAGCUACCCAGGGAGAUCCAGUCCCUUGAAACCUCUGAGGACCAGCUCUCAGAGCCCCGCUCCCCAGCCAAUGGCGACUAUAGAGACACUGGGAUGGUCCUUGUUAACCCCUUCUGUCAAGAAACACUGUUUGUGGGAAACGAUCAAGUAUCUGAAAUCUAACUACAGCAGGCAUCACUUUGCCAUUCCGUAUUUUUCGUCUCUAAAUUAUAAAUAUACAAAUAUAUAUAUUAUAAAUAUAACCUUUGUGUAACCCUGACUUGAUGAGAAACAUUUUCAGCUUUUUUUCCUAUGAAUUGUCAACAUCUUUUUUACAAGUGUGGUUUAAAAAAAAAAAACUUUACAGAAUGAUCUGUGGCUUUAUAAAAUAAAGGUAUUUCUAAGCAAA